AUAGUUGUCACACCUUUCUUCCAAGCAGGUGCCUCUGGGCGGACUCGAACCUCAAAACUUUCAAGCGCCGUUUGCACCACACAGGGACUCCUCAGCUAGUAAACUAUCUGCAAAAUCCAGGAGAAUAACUCUGGAAGCCAGCUGCUGUGACUGGCUUACCUGCCCAGCGUGCUUGUCCUCCGCCAAGGUGCAAGAUUCAACCUCUGGGGCCUUUCCUGACAGUAGGCAAGGAUAAGUUAUUAACAGCAAAGGAACAGCUAUAAAAUAAUACAACGAAACAAAUGUUUAUAACCAUUUCUAAAAGCGCUUCACGUACGUUCCAACUCUUUUAAUUUUGGAGUUAAGGUAGCCAGUGGACAGUUCCGGCAGUUCGCUAGAUACCCGCCGGUCCAGGUUGGCAUGCACGGGCCUAUAGCACGUCCCGGUCUCGGAGGGUUGGGGUAGGGAAUCCCAGGUUCGGACACGCGGGUGUGUGACGCGAGCGCGGGGCGGGUAUGUGACGCGACCGCGGGGCGGGGCUCCCAGGUCAGGCGGCGGGCCUGUGACUUGAGGCUGAUGAAACCGGCUCGAGCGGCCUCCCGCGCUUCAUUCUCCGCGCGGGCAGGUGCGAGCUGCCGACCGACUGCCGGGCGGGCACGGGCGCAGGGCGCGCGGGCAGCUGGCAUCCGCUAACAGCACCUUCCACUCCUGCUCAUAGCGCAGCGCGCUCCGCCACCCGCAUCUCUAUCCGAGUGUCCGUCCGUCCGUCCAUCUGUCCGCCCGCGGUCCUCCACGCAUCCCAACGGCUCGACCCUCUCCUUGAAGGAGCUGGCCUUGAGAGUGACUUCAGCGGGCAGCCGCCCAGCCAGCGCUCGCCUACCCGCUGGGCCCACACAACUCCUAACCUGCAGAGCCAGCACUGGAGGUCCGCUCUUCAAAGCAGCUGUUUGAAGUGCAAACAUUUCCUUUCCUGAAAAUAAGGGAAAUUGAAAUUAAAACUUAUUGUUCUGUGCAGACAAUGUUCCCUUGGAUCAAAGACGGGAGAGGGGCUUAUAAAGGGAGAUUCGCAAUGUAGACCUGGAGGAGGCGAACGGUGUAGGUGUGACUGUGCUUAUACACAGCACCAUUGGCUGCGGUGCUCUGAGUUUGGAGCCUGAAGCCACCGGCUUACCUCUCCUGACACGUCUUUGCCUUAAGACCCAGGUGAUCCUCAGGUGACGAAGCUUUGAGUCCUCACCUCACAGCCCAGAUUUGAGCCGCAACAUGGGGUCCAAAAGGUUAUGCAGCCUUGGCCAGCAGAUGCUGCGCCGGAAGGUGGUGGACUGUAGCCGGGAGGAGAGCCGGCUGUCCCGCUGCCUCAACACCUUUGACCUGGUGGCUCUCGGUGUGGGGAGCACGCUGGGCGCCGGCGUCUACGUCCUGGCCGGGGCUGUGGCCCGCGAGGACGCCGGCCCCGCCAUUGUCAUCUCCUUCCUCAUCGCUGCGCUGGCCUCCGUGCUGGCCGGCCUGUGCUACGGCGAGUUUGGCGCUCGGGUGCCCAAGACGGGCUCGGCCUACCUCUACAGCUACGUCACCGUGGGCGAGCUCUGGGCCUUCAUCACGGGCUGGAACUUAAUCCUGUCCUACAUCAUCGGUACGUCGAGUGUGGCCAGGGCCUGGAGUGCGACAUUUGAUGAGCUGAUAGGGAGACCCAUCGGGGAGUUCUCGCGGACACAUAUGGCCCUGAAUGCCCCUGGGGUGCUGGCCGAAAACCCCGACAUAUUUGCUGUGAUUAUCAUUCUCAUUUUAACAGGACUUUUAACAUUUGGUGUGAAAGAGUCAGCCAUGGUCAACAAAAUAUUCACAUGUGUCAAUGUACUGGUCCUGGGCUUCAUAAUGGUGUCGGGAUUCGUGAAGGGAUCAAUCAAAAACUGGCAGCUGUCGGAGGAGGAUUUCCAGAAUGCAUCUGGUCAUCUCUGUUUGAACAAUGGCACAAAAGAAGGGAAGCCUGGCGCUGGGGGGUUCAUGCCCUUCGGAUUCUCGGGCGUGCUCUCAGGGGCAGCGACGUGCUUCUAUGCCUUUGUGGGCUUUGACUGCAUCGCCACCACAGGUGAAGAAGUGAAGAACCCCCAGAAGGCCAUCCCAGUGGGCAUUGUGGCCUCACUUCUUAUCUGCUUCAUUGCCUACUUCGGGGUAUCCGCCGCCCUCACGCUCAUGAUGCCCUACUUCUGCCUGGACAAGGACAGCCCCCUGCCGGACGCCUUCAAACAUGUGGGCUGGGAAGGGGCCAAGUACGCCGUGGCCGUCGGGUCCCUCUGUGCUCUGUCGACCAGUCUUUUAGGCUCCAUGUUUCCCAUGCCUCGCGUCAUUUAUGCCAUGGCUGAAGAUGGACUACUGUUUAAAUUUUUGGCCAAAAUCAAUGAGCGAACCAAAACACCAAUAAUCGCCACGUUAACCUCAGGUGCCAUUGCUGCUGGGAUGGCCUUCCUAUUUGACCUGAAGGACUUGGUGGACCUCAUGUCCAUUGGAACUCUCCUGGCUUACUCUUUGGUGGCUGCCUGUGUGCUGGUCUUACGGUAUCAGCCAGAGCAACCGAACUUAGUCUACCAGAUGGCCAGAACCACAGACGAAUUAGAUCAAGUGGAUCAGAAUGGACUGGUGAGCACCAGUGAUUCCCAGAUGGGCUUUUUACCAGAAGCGGAGACAUUUUCUUUGAAAACCGUACUGUCACCAAGAAACAUGGAGCCUUCCAAAGUCUCUGGGCUGAUUGUGAACAUUUCAGCCAGCCUCAUAGCGAUUCUCAUCAUCGCCUUUUGCCUCGUGGCUGUGCUGGCGAAAGAGGCUCUGGCAGCCAGCGAACUGUGGGCCAUCUUCCUGCUGGCGGUGUCUAUCCUCCUCUGCUUGGUGGUCACUGUCGUCAUCUGGAGGCAGCCUGAGAGCAAGACUAAGCUCUCGUUUAAGGUGCCCUUCCUGCCGGUGCUCCCCAUCCUGAGCAUCUUCGUCAACGUGUAUCUCAUGAUGCAGCUGGACCAAGGCACGUGGGUGCGCUUCGCAGUGUGGAUGUUGAUAGGCUUUGCCAUCUACUUCGGCUACGGCCUCCGUCACAGCGAGGAGGCGUCCCUGGCUGCAGGCCAGGCGAGGACUCCCGACGGCAACCUGGAACACUGCAAGUGACGGCACAGCACUCCGGCCCAGGAGGCAGCAGCCAUCGGGACCCUGCGGAGGCCUGGGAUGUGCCCUUCCUCUCUCUGCCAAUGCGACAGGAAACACCCCCUACAGAGAGCCAACCCCCAGCACAGCCCACAGUGCAGUUACUAGAACUACAGCCUCAGCUCACUGCACGUGCUCCCUGCGCAGGCCUGCAAGGCCCCAGUCACUGCCAGGCAGCUCCAGGCCACUCGGCUGUGGCUGCCUUGCCGCGUCUCCUCACCUCCCUCUGCAAAGAGAAGGCCGCUCUGCUCCUCUCCUCUUCUCUCCUCGCCAGCUCACUGCAGAAGGGGGCCACCUCCUCCCAGUGACCUCUCCCCAGGGUCUGAUAUUGAAAACAAACAUGCAUACUCCAAACUUCCAAUACCCAUCUCCCUGCUCAGCCCCAGUCAGCUGGCCUGAGAUGCAAGAUGGGUUCCCCUCACGGCCGGACUGCCGUGGUUUACUUCACGAAGGCAGAUAAGGCCGUCCUUCCUGCUGCUGCUCCUGCUGCAUAGUGACUGCCCGACGGGGCUGUUUGAAGGCCUGGUUCUGGGACGGUGACCCCAGCUGUUAGUUCCCCCUUCCCGGAAGGGGCUUUGUUUUGACACUGUGACAGGCCCUGCACGACACCUGGGGCACUGCAGCUGUGUCGGGCGUGGUGGUCAGUCUGGACAGGGGUGGGGCAGCUCUCAGUGGGAGCUCAGUGCUCACUCCACUCGUGUGUGACCCGCAACGCACCUGUGUGUGCACAAGGUGACCUUGUGCUCCAUUCUCUAAAGGCCUAGCUGUUCCAGCCGCUCCGGGUUCUCACCGCAGCCGUGUCCUGAGUAACUGGGACAAGAGACUGGAUUUGUAAGACUGGCCUCACACUGACAGAGCUUAGAACUUCGUUCUCUGUGGCUCUUUGCCAUUCACUAAUCUCAUCCUCCAGUGCUCGUGGUCAGUCUUUUGAGUCUUGUAAGGUUCUUGAGGCAGGCAUUGGCCCGCGCCAAAGUGAGGGCGGCCAGUCCUCCAGGCCCCUGUGGCCCGUGACGCCAUCUGCCUGGUGUCAUCACGUGGCAUUCUCCUAUGAGUUGCUGUGAAUCACUCCGCCAAAUUAAGUCAGGGCUUAACGUAACGUGGACGGUGGCCAUAUAAUUCCCCUGUAACAUGGGCGUGCUGUUCAGGGCGUGUGGUCCCGCACGGCGGGUGCCUGGCCUUGUGUUGACAGUCUGGUGGCUUUGUGGUCCACAUGCUGCAUGCUUAUAUAUGCUGAUGAAAUGUUGGCUCUGGCGUAACCUUCGCGCUUCACAAGGCCGAGCAGCCACCUGACCAGCUGGGCCUCGGAAGUCGCUCCCUGGGCACUGCACACACACUGCCCUCUGCCCGGCCCUCCUCUCCAAGCACGGGCGGGGCGCACGGUCGAGGACAGACACCAUCGCACACACUCCUCAUAGAUGACCGCUGGCUGAGCCUCAAUUCCACAUAGAGUUCGAUUAAGGAGACAGGGCAGGCCCUUCAUGUCGGUCAGCAGUUUGGAAAACGUGGAAAACGUCAAUGCUACUUUCCAGGCCGUUUUCCAUUUUUCCCCAGCUGACCUUCAACAUGAAUCUGGUAGAAAAAAGCCUGAUAAAUUGAUGGCACUUUCCUUCCCCCCUCUCUGUGCCCCAGAAGGCUCUUGGAGAGAAAUGGCCAACAGACUGAGUGAGCCUUCUGGAAGCCCAGUGGAGGGAGGCGGCAGGACUCCUCUCAGAAGGGGCUGGGGGCAGCCUCCUUCCAGGCACUAAAUCCCACUAGUUGAAUGUUCCAGAGAGUAUCAUAAGAGCCCAAAGCUUGGAUUUCCAAAGAAAGUAUUUAAAUUUCUGUAGAUUGGUGCUGUAAAAUAUUUUGAUAAAUAUUAACUUAUUUUGUUGGGGUUUCGGUUGUCUGCUGUCUUCCUGGGACCCGUGAGCUCUUUGUUUGCUGUAUUUUUCUGUUAUCUCUCUACGUGGGCAAAGAGAACCUGAGGGAGGGAGGGUAUCCAACAAAGGUGGGAGGGGAGAGAAGAUUUUUCUUUUUACUUUAAUUCUCUUUGUGCAAGACAUCACCCAACAGAAUAUACGUUUGACAGUUGACAUUUGACAAAGGAUGUGCUUUCACCUAAAAUGUCUCACCCCAGAGUACUGGGACAAGUGUGGGUCUCUUCUCCUUUCUUCACCCCGAAGCCUUAAAGUUGUAGAUGGAAGUACCCCCAGGCUCAGUAGGAGUGGAGAGCCCUGCCCCUCCCGCGGAGGCAGGGGCCUCUGCUUUAGAAUGGGACACCCAGGGUGAAUGGCAGAAGUGGUUCCUGCAGUCGCUGGACUGCUUAGUAAGGGGGUUUUGUACAGUUGCCAGGUGUUUCUCUUCUUGUAUAUAAAGAUAGUGAUGUAAGGUAUGGUGUUUGGGUUAGGCCUCAAAAUUCUAAUAGACUUUUCCUUAUACGUCCCUCACUCCCCUGAAAUAUACACAUUCACACAUUCACACAUUCACACACACACACA
Messenger RNA from Trichechus manatus latirostris (Florida manatee), 5645 nucleotides. RefSeq names its product solute carrier family 7 member 1 (gene SLC7A1). NCBI's taxonomy places the organism in Eukaryota, Metazoa, Chordata, Mammalia, Sirenia, Trichechidae. The record is from RefSeq and is a predicted model, not a curated record. The transcript is spliced from 14 exons. Bases 1243 to 3132 code for a protein of 629 amino acids. Gene Ontology annotation, biological process: L-ornithine transmembrane transport; L-arginine import across plasma membrane. Gene Ontology annotation, molecular function: L-ornithine transmembrane transporter activity; L-arginine transmembrane transporter activity; L-lysine transmembrane transporter activity. Gene Ontology annotation, cellular component: plasma membrane.